UGUGCGUGUGUUUGUGUGAAAUAGGUUUGUUAUUGUCCGCUUGGGAAAUGAAAUCAUGCAGCCCCUGUGCAAAUGUUUGGUUCUCCUGAUUUUUGUCGUUUAUUUGCUUAUUCUGUGUGAAUUAUUAACUUGGUCCCCCCAGAACAUUCUGGGAGAACACGGCGGCGGUGAUUAUUUGUAUUUCAAGAAAUAUGACAAACCGAGUUCGGUGGACAUUAAUCUGGAUAAAGUUAAAAUUCAUUCGAAAAGUUUUAUUCAUGUUACCGAAGUGGAUGGACCCAAUAUAAGAGAGCCCGGUGAUACCAAUGUGAAUAAAUUUGAUAUAAAACAGUCACCUGUUACAUACAGAAAAAAAGAGACUAGUAAUAAAUGGAAUAAAGCAAUAAAGAUUGGUGAGUUGAGGGAUAAAAAUAGUACCAAAUUGAAAACGAAAGGACCAAAGAUAAAACGUAAAACCGACGUGAUAAGAUCGGAUAUUAAAAUUAGGAACGAUUGGCAGCCUGUGGAUGAUCCAGCCACGUUAUUUGUAUUUAGUGGGUAUUUUGAUGACAAAUCCAAACAUCCUGUGAUCCGGAUCAUUGGUAUAUCCCUUAGGAACAGAACCCAACCUUACAUCAACUGUAGGUUCACGACGAACACUCCCGAUGGUCCGAUAACCUAUCGGCGUGAGGGGUAUAUCCGAGGAUUACCGGAAGACAAAGGCUUGAAAUAUUUUGGAGUGUUUGUGAUUUGCAAAAUAAAACCAGAUGACAGACCCUCGACGGUUUCAGUCAGUCUGAAGACUCAAGAAUCGAUGAAUAAAAUCCGAAUUUCCUAUCCAGAUCCUCCACAAGUAGAGUUUGCCGUUUGUUUUCCUGCUGUUACGUCUAAAUAUAACAAUAUCUUUGAACUGGUUCAAACCGUUGAAAUGGCGCGAAUAUUGGGCGCGCAGAAGUUUUAUAUCUACGACCAUGGUGCUCCGCCGGAAAUCCGGCGCAUUCUUCAUUUAUAUAGACAACAGGGACUAUUUGAGGUGAUUGAAUGGAAACUUCCUGUUUUCGAGAUUCAUUAUUUUGGCCAGCUCGUGGCUGUGAAUGAUUGUUUGUAUAGAAAUGUUGGGAUAACUAAAUAUGUUUUGUUUAUGGAUUUGGAUGAAAUGGUGAUACCAAGACAACACAGCACGUGGUUGGAAAUGAUGAAAGUUCUCGAUAAAGAAAAGGGAGGCUACUCCACAUUUUAUUUCCAAAUGUCCUACUUUCAUAAAGAAUGGGAAGAUGUCUACGAUAGGCUUGAACAAUUUAAACUCAACCAAACGGAAUUAGUUAAGAAGUUCCGCAUUCAGUUGUUAUCGAAAAUUUGGCGGGAAGAACAAAUUCAGAAAGUAAAAUACAGAUCUAAAUAUUUCGUUCGUCCUGAAAAGGUGGAAACACUCGCCAUUCAUGUUGUUUAUACCUACAGGGAUCGCAGCCGAUUCAACGCAGUCGAUCCUAAAAUAGCCAUUGUUCAGCAUUACCGGUUGCGGGGAAAUCAUCCAGCGCGUGUUCUCGAUUGGUCAGCUAGACGCUUUACAAAACCAUUAAUAAACAUGGUCGGCGAAACAUGGCUGCAGUUGAUGGAAGAAGACUGAACUUGUUCAAAAUCAUCGAAUUCGCUUUGGCGAAUCUAGUUGACUAUAUGGGUCACAGGGGUAUUAUGUCCAUUCGGACCUUAUAUUCGUUGCGUGGGGUACACAGGGGUAUUAUGUCCUAAUGGACCUUAUAAUCGUUGUGUGUUAUAGCCGUCGUGUGGCGCGCACACAGUAUAUGUCCCUGUUGAUGUUAUAGCCGUCUUGUGGGCUGCACACAGUUAAUAUGUCCUUUUCGAUGUUUUAGCCGACUUGUGAGGUUAUAGCCGUCUUGUAAGGCGCACACAGUUAAUAUGCCCCUGUCGAUGCUAUAGCUGUCUUGUGGGGCGCACACAGUUAAUAUGUCCCUGUCGAUUUUAUAGCCGUCUUGUGGGCCGCACACAGUUAAAUGAACGUGAAAGGACUUCGUGUUAAAGUUUCCAGCAUUAAACACCAAAGCGGUUCACACACGCACAAUAUUUUUAGGAAUACAAUUGUCGAUAAUGAAUAUUGACAAUACUAUUGCUGGUCUGUGAUUGAAGUCUUGUGAAAUAUAUUGGCGAAAUCAAAAUCAGUUGAUUAAGGCGAGGACAACUGAUCAUUCCAUGAUAAAGGAUGACAGUUGGACAGAAAUGUCACUAUCCGUCCUCAUCAGCCCAAUUGAUGCAGCGGGUCAGAUGGCCGAAUGGUUAGCGCGUCGGUGUUGCAUCAUAAGGUCUGUCAUUGAGUCAACUGGCGUGGUUUCGAUUCCCCGGUUGUACGUGACAAGGUGUAGGAUCGCCUGUCCAAUCUCGUGGGUUUUCUCCGGGUCCCCCACCCUCUCUCUCCAUCUCUCCCAAUUGAUGUUGAUAAGUAGGACACUAACACCCAAAGCCAUUAAAAACUCAAUGCCAAAUUCAAAGUUUAUUUACUGCAACAACUUUUAACAAAUGUACAUAACAAUUGACAAAAUCGAGAUAACAAGCAUCUGUGGAUAAUUUCAUGAAAGAAUUCACCACAAAUGCACAAAACCGAAACGUCAGAGAACCAUGAAACAAAGCAGGGGUCAGCUGAAGUCAAUAUCGGGUAUGCCCACCCUGAGCUCUUACACAUGCCUGAAGUCGCCUUGGCAUGGACUGGCACAGAUGUCUCACUACACGCUGUAGGGCUGUUUGAGGGCUGAUCUGACGUUGCCGUGUUCCAACAGUUCCCCUGGCAGUAGCAGUAGCUGAAUGGAACCUGUUGCGCAGAAGCUGUAGUCGGAUGUGGCGUUCCAAGUCGGGGUCGAUCGGCAACUCUUCCAGUGGCGUGGAAGCGUUGCCUGCGGCAAACAAUGGUCGAUGUGUGGACAUUAAAGUGACUGUCGACGGCUACCUGUGAAGCCCCCCGAUCCAGCAUGGAAAUAGCUGUUCCUGUUUUCUUUUGUUAGGCGUGUUUGUUUUGUUUCCGAAUUGAUGAAUGUUAAAUUUUUUAUCUGUAUUUAAAGGGCCAGAGUGAAGGGAAUGCACGUGCAAAAAGACAAAGUGUUGCGUUUGCACGAUCAAAGUUCAUUACCGAGAACUGAUAUUGGGUUCAAACCCAGAACUCCUCAAAAAGAGAUCCAUCACAUGUUUCGCCUAUGUGCCAUAAGGCAUUGCGCUUUUAAUGGCUUUGGGUAUAUUAUAAUAAAGUGUAAAAAAUGAAAUUAUAUAAAUAUAUGUAUACAUAACCCAAAAUAAGUUUUUACAUUAAAACUAUGUACAUUGUUAAA
This is a messenger RNA of Patella vulgata (common limpet), 3311 nucleotides long. RefSeq lists its product as uncharacterized. NCBI's taxonomy places the organism in Eukaryota, Metazoa, Mollusca, Gastropoda, Patellidae. The transcript has 2 exons. The record is from RefSeq and is a predicted model, not a curated record. The coding region runs from base 56 to 1606 and encodes 516 amino acids.